This is a messenger RNA of Porites evermanni, 816 nucleotides long. The record is from the annotation of a GenBank genome assembly. Lineage: Eukaryota; Metazoa; Cnidaria; Anthozoa; Scleractinia; Poritidae.
AUGGACGCAGGGAAGCAUGUACGUGCGUCAGAUCUAGAUUGUGAGUCUGUGUACGAUGCGGCACAAAAGAAGUGGGCUGACCGAGUCGGAGAGAUGCAUGUGGCUAGCGGAGAUAGACAGCGAAUUGCAUUUGAAGAAGCCGAGCCUUCCAGUGCUAGAGAACGCCGUAAUAAAGGGUGGGCGCUUAAAUCAACUAAGCGGACCAACAGGAUGGAAGAGAAAGUAAAAGCCUUUCUUGUUCAGAAAUUUAACCAAGGAGUAGCGGGAGGGCAAAAGGCUGAUCCAAUUCACGUGGCUAGAGAGAUGAAGAGUAUUAGAGAUAGCAAUUCAAACCAGACGAAUGGAGAACCGCUCAACAAACUAGUAACUUUUUCGCAAGGAUGUCAGCGUUGCAGCGCCACAGACAAGCUGAUGAAAUAGAGCGCCAGGAGGAGGAACAACGAGUAACAGACGAAGACCUCACAGCCCUUGAAUCAGAAGACCACAUUCAAGCCAUACGCCAGGAGGUUUACAGAGACAUUGAACAAACUAUCGGUCACCUAGCCUGCGGUGCAGCCGGCCCACGUAUCGCAUAUAGUGUGGAUAAACAAGGUUUAAAGGGUCUGCGCGCAGGCUAUCGGUCACCCUAUUAAAAUAGAAGCAGUAAACGUUUGUGAACUUUCGCGUGCUGGAAAGCAAAGUUCGCUGAAGUUAGCACAGUUGAGAGAAGUAUGCAGAGCAUUAAGUCUGCAAACAAAUGGUAGCAACUCAAGAAAACGAACUUUUACUGAACCACUCAUGCCUACGCUAAGUUGUGCUCAUGUCGGAAAUAACUGA